Molecule: messenger RNA, 1404 nt
Organism: Aegilops tauschii subsp. strangulata
Lineage: Eukaryota; Viridiplantae; Streptophyta; Magnoliopsida; Poales; Poaceae
Product: perakine reductase
Cellular component (GO): cytoplasm
Source: RefSeq, a predicted model, not a curated record
CACAAGCAAUAAUAAAUCCGGAAAGAAACACUUGGCCCAACCCCGGAACAAACAAAGCCGGCGAGGUCGUCUGUCCUUUCCCCUCAGUCUUCUUCCUCCUGAGCCUUGUUGCUACUAAUCUUGCUUGCGCAGUUCGAUCCAUCAUCCAUGGAGCAGAGCCAGAUGGCCAGAGUGAAGCUUGGCACGCAGGGCCUCGAGGUGUCCAAGAUCGGGUUCGGAUGCAUGGGCCUCACCGGCGUGUACAACGAUCCGGUGCCGGAGGAUGCUGGCGUCGCCGUCAUACGGCGCGCCUUCGACGCCGGCGUCACCUUCUUCGACACCGCCGAUGCGUAUGGGCCACACACCAACGAGGUCCUGCUCGGAAAGGCACUAAGGCAAGUGCCUCGUGAAAGGGUUCAAGUGGCCACCAAGUGUGGCAUCGCAGGAUUCGACGCCGGUGGCCUGUGUGUGAAGGGCACUCCAGAAUAUGUGCGUGCGAGCUGCGAAGCAAGCCUUGUGCGCCUCGGUGUGGACUACAUCGAUCUAUAUUUCCAGCAUCGCAUUGACCAGUCAGUGCCUAUAGAGGAAACCAUGGGGGAACUGAAGAAGUUGGUUGAAGAAGGGAAAGUCAAGUAUGUUGGCUUGUCUGAGGCUAGUGCCGAUACCAUUAGACGGGCACAUGCAGUUCAUCCGAUCACCGCAGUGCAGAUGGAGUGGUCACUAUGGACCAGGGAUAUAGAGGAAGAUAUUAUCCCACUAUGCAGGGAGCUUGGCAUCGGAGUUGUUCCAUACAGCCCACUUGGUCGCGGUUUCUUUGCUGGCAGGGCAGCCGUAGAGAGCUUACCAUCAGGGAGUUUACUGUCCAAACAUCCUCGGUAUACUGGAGAAAACCUGGAGAAGAAUAAAGUUCUGUAUACACGACUCGAAAUAUUGUCCACCAAGUAUGGCUGCACACCUGCUCAACUUGCUCUUGCCUGGGUUCUUCAUCAAGGGGAUGAUGUCGUUCCAAUCCCUGGAACAACAAAACUGAAGAACUUCGAUGAUAACAUCGAGGCUGUAAAGGUAAAGCUGAGCAAGGAAGACCUGAAAGAAAUCUCAGCCGCUGUCCCUGCCGGCGAGGUGGCUGGGUCCAGGAUCAUUGGAAUCCUGGAGCCUUAUUCUUGGAGGGUUGCAAACACUCCACCUCAAAAGUAGCCAUUUUGCAUCUUCACUCGGAAAUCAAAGAACAUCUCACCGCGUUAUGCUGAAUUUGCUUCCACCUUGCUGGAUACGUACAUUCAAGGGGGGAAAUGUGAAAGAAUCGAGCUCGUCCAUACUGAAGAAUAGGGAAACAUUGUUCCUGAAACAACAGAUGCCAUUGAUUUUCUGUUGGAUGUAUCAAUUGCUACACAUGAUAAAGAUAAAAGGUGUCGAAUUCAAGUUAAA